UUCCGUUCCAUGCUAGAAAUGCGCACUUUCGACGCCUUGCCAUGGAUUGACUUUGAUGUGAGUCGUGCCGGAAGAUGUCAGAGGAUCUUGUCUCUUCUUUGCGGGAUGCAUGCCUCGGACCCUUCGACUUUGCAUGGCUGUUGGAGCGGGUGGCAGAUUUCGGACAAGAGCAUCCAACAUGGCACGGUUCAGAGCACAAAAUCGACUGGAAGCAAGGCAGUCCACCUGCACCCAUACAGCUGCUGGUGCCAGAGAUGAUUCUGUUCCAUGCAGACAAACCUCACUGCUUGUUCUUCACCGACUGCGCUGGCUUUUUGCGAGCCUCCGUCCGUGCUUUGAAGCAGCCGCACGUGGUUUACCACUGCAUGGAACAGAUCCUGAAGCAACGCAAGGAAUCGGAUAUUGCUUGGCAGGCCGAGAUGGAGCAAAGUUACUCCCGGCGUUGCUCACGCAGCAGCGAAGUAAGUGAGAUGCACAAAACACCAUCACUUCGGAAGCCACGGGCUACCGUGGUCAUGAAGAGUCCCCUGACAUUGCGCAAGAAUUUCUGGAGGUUAUGGGUGGAAGAACAGCAUCAGCAGCUGCCAGAAGGUGAUGUCGCAGAACGCCUUGCAGGAACCCGAGGGCUUGGAUGGCCUGAAGGCACCAGGCUCCUGCAGGCGAGCUUUUGGAACUCUGAGAAGUUUAUAACGUACGACUAUGAUGCCAUCCAUUCUGACGUCAAAGGAGCCGUACAUACACGCUUGGAGGACAUCAUCAACAACCACUUCGAGCGCUACACAUUUCUGGACUCGGUUCGUGAUCGGAACAAGAUCUCUGCUGUGCCCAACUUGUUGGCCCAGCGCUUGGCAUACUAUUGCAACCUGGAGUUGGUGUCUGGCAAAUUCACCUUCUACAAAGACAAAAGGAGCCAAUUGUGGCUGGUCGACGCGACCGACUUGCUGCUGGUGGCCACCGCGACUCGAACCUCGAAGGGCUCCGACGGGACCUCUUCAGCAUCUGAAGCUUUGCCACAGAAGCUCUUCCGAUACCUGUCAGAAGAAGCCUUGCAAAACCUGCCCGUCACGGAGCAGGACGGUCCGAAGCACCAACGGAUGUUUGAGUUGAUGAUUUCCUACUACCAAAAUAUGAAGCAGCAAUAUCGCGUUGAUCGCAUGCUACAGAAAGUUCAGCAAGAACUGGACACCAACGUGCCGGUCUUUGAAGGUACGGAUCUUGAGGCUCUCAGCAAGACCUUUGACCUCAAGGGCUCCAGGUCUAGCAACUCGUCCAGCUCUCCACGCCGGUUGCAGGUGCCUCAGAAGCGCCAGGGCCACCCCCACCGCUGCCGUUGGUACAGCGCGGCAGCCGUGCAGGAGGUGCCCAAGAGGCGGUCGCGGCAUGGCAAGCACAUGGCAGCGAUCAUCGCUCGACAACGGGAACGUCAGGAGGAGGAAAGCUCACUUGGAGAACAAUCCGCAGCGCCCAUCGAAGAGAUGAGGAGCCCCAAGAGUUCGGGUUUCUUCACUGAUGGGCGUCGAGGUAGCAAAACCAGGCCCAUGGGCGGGACUGCUACAUUUCAAAAAACAGUAUCGGCAUAACAUUUGUACACCAUAUAUAUACUGUAUAUUUAUAUGAACACAUCUCGGGUCUCCAGCCGUUGAAGGCAUAUGUGCAAUUGAACAAUGGGAUCUUCCAGAUGCAAUGUAAAGAUUGCCAUUCCACAUGUUUGCUCUAUGUUUCAAAAAAAAUUAACAUUGAACCGAUUGAAACUGAACCGCUUGGGAGAGCCAAGGAUCAUCCUCAAAAGACCCAUUGGUCCCAGCCCUAAAUAGAAGACAGCUGAGAACCUCCAGAGUUUCAGGCCAUGUCCUCAAUUGGAUCGCAAAGCCGUGAAGAUUGAGAUUGUGUCUACGGCAAUAGCCAUGGACUUGCUGGAAGGUGCAGGCACUGGUGCAUGUCCGGAAGGCUCCACUACGAUGGAUCUUCUGAGGUGAAUCACGAUUACAGACCAACGGUGAUGUCAAGAUGUUGGUUUGAAGUAUCUUGCUCCGCCUUGAACCUUUUCCAAGAGAUGCUGAUGUUUCAAGACUUUAGGGUGUUUGUUAAGGCCACAGAUCUGUCCACCGGGACAAGGCCUUCAAAUGACCCGAAAAAAUGCCGUGCCCUGCGCACGAGUCGU
This is a messenger RNA of Durusdinium trenchii, 2161 nucleotides long. Lineage: Eukaryota; Dinophyceae; Suessiales; Symbiodiniaceae. The record is from the annotation of a GenBank genome assembly.